AUGGAAAGGGGCACAGAGGCCAGUAUCAGGGAGGAGGCAGAAGCUGUGCGUGAGGCUCUGAUUGAGCUGACUGAGUUUGAGGCGAGGGAGAGGUUCCUGAAUGCAUUUCCUCAUAUGAAAAAGGAGAUGGAGGAGGGCAUAGCCAAACUCUAUGCCCUUGCCGAGAAGGUUGACAAGGUGCACAAGGACUGCACCAUCACCAACGUGGUGGCUGGUUCCGGUGGUGCCGUCUCUGGCAUCCUCACCAUCCUUGGUCUGGCUCUGGCACCUGUGACCGCUGGUGGCAGUCUGGUGCUGUCAGCCACUGGGCUGGGGCUGGGAGCAGCAGCUGCUGUGACUGGUGUUUCUGCCAGCAUCGUAGACUUCUCAUACAAAUUGUCUGCAAAAGCUGAAGCCAAGCGCGUGCAGUCGGGCAUGAUGAGCAUAGAGAAGGAGGACAUGCAGGGUGUGGAUGAGGUCAUUCCCAAAGUUGUUUCUGUAACCAAGAAGUUUGUGCAAGCCUCGCAAAACAUUGAGAAGAACAUCCAUGCUAUGAAGGUGGCCAAUUCCAACCCUCGGUUAUUAGCCAAUGCUAAGCGCCUCAUGAGAACUGGGAAAAUCUCAGUCCGACGCAGUAAGCAGGUGCAGAGAAGCUUCAGAGGUACAGUUCUGUCCAUGUCCAAACAUGCCCGGAUCACAGGGGCAGCAACUGCAGGUGUCUUCCUUCUGAUGGAUGUUUACAACCUUGUGCAAGACUCAGUACAUUUGCACACAGGAGCCAAGACUGAGGAAGCUGCACAGCUGCGGCAGCAGGCUCAGGAUCUGGAGAGGAAGUUGGAGGAGCUCAUCCAGAUCCAUGAGAGUCUGCAGCAGGACCUGACUCUGUGACACUGUCCCAAGCAACACAGAACUCAGGGAGAAUUGCAUUUCAAAUACGUGGACAAAGACGGGAAGUGCUGUAGAUGGGAAAAGAGGGUGAGGUCAGGUCUGUGCAACUGAGUGUUAUGGAAUUUGCCCUUCUGUGACUGAGAACACCAAGGGAGGGGCUGAGGCAGAGGAAGUGGACUAAAGAGAACACGUGGCUCUGUGGUCUGACAGAGGGAUGAGAAGCCCUAGAACGUGUGCGAAAUAGGAGGAUUUUUUUUUUUUUUGGUCAAGAGAAUUCUCUGGUGACCUGGA
This is a messenger RNA of Octodon degus (degu), 1158 nucleotides long. RefSeq names its product apolipoprotein L3-like. Lineage: Eukaryota; Metazoa; Chordata; Mammalia; Rodentia; Octodontidae. Bases 1 to 867 code for a protein of 288 amino acids. The transcript is spliced from 2 exons. Gene Ontology annotation, molecular function: lipid binding. The record is from RefSeq and is a predicted model, not a curated record. Gene Ontology annotation, cellular component: extracellular region; membrane. Gene Ontology annotation, biological process: lipid transport; lipoprotein metabolic process.